CCCAUCGGCCUCGGCUUCGAUUCUGAAAAAUGUCUGAAAUAUUGUGUUGUUUGCAACUGUAAUAUUUAUUAGUGAUUAGUGUGUACAUCGGUGACGAAUCUGAUGCGGCUUUUCGCAUUUUUUUGUAUCAAGUUUCAGUCCUACUAGUACUCCAUCAGCUACCCUCAGUGAUUCGUGCCGAGCUUUUUUCACAAUGACAGGUUCAAGAGUUUAUGUCGGUGGUCUCCCGUAUGGUGUCAGAGAAAGAGAUUUGGAGAGAUUUUUCAAAGGAUUUGGCCGCAUUCGAGAUGUCCUGUUAAAGAAUGGUUAUGGGUUUGUGGAAUUUGAUGACUACAGAGAUGCUGAUGAUGCUGUUUAUGAAUUAAAUGGGAAAGAGCUGAUGGGUGAAAGAAUCUCGGUAGAGAGAGCUCGUGGAAUACCACGUGGGAGUGAUGCUUGGAGGGACAGAGAACGAAGGCCCCCCCCACCCAGAAGAAGAAGCAGGGACAGGAGGGGUCCAUUUGGCAGUAGCCGUAGACGCAAUGAGUAUGGACCUCCUACGCGUACUGAACAUAGAAUCAUUGUUGAAAAUCUGUCAAGCAGAGUCAGUUGGCAGGAUUUGAAGGAUUACAUGCGACAAGCAGGAGAAGUCACCUACGCAGAUGCUCACAAGCAGAGGCGGAAUGAAGGGGUGGUGGAAUUUUCAACUUAUUCGGAUAUGAAAACAGCAAUAGACAAAUUGGAUGACACAGAAUUGCAUGGUAGAAGGAUUCGCCUUGUCGAAGAUCGUGGUCGUGGCAGUCGCCGAUCUAGGUCAUCCAGCUCGCGCUCUCGUUCACGCUCUCGUUCUCGAUCCAGAUCUAGAUCUCGCCGACGUUCACCCUCGGCGUCAAGCCGUAGUAGAAGCCGUAGUCGCAGCAGAUCCAACUCUCGGGCUCGUACCAAAUCACCAUCUCGUUCUAAGUCUCGGGACCGUGAUUCAAAAUCCAAAUCAAGAUCUCCCAUCUCUAAGAAGCGCUCUAGAUCUCACUCAGUUUCAAAAAAGCAAUCCAGGGAAAGAUCAGUUUCUCCUAAGGCGCGGUCAACCUCACGUAGUCCAUUUGUGGAGAAAAAUGGAGAUCAAACCCCUGACAAAGAAUAAAAUAUUAUUCUGCUGUUCCAUUGUCUGUCCUAUUGUUUUUAAGUCAAAUAUUCUCUGAUCAUUUUUUAAUUUCUGGUUCUUCUGGUUAAGUAAAUUCUUGUUUUUUCAUCAAAGCUCUUGACUAUGCGAUAAUAUGACUGUCUAUAGUCCUCUGAUCAUCUGUUCUCAUUCUCUCCUUCUUAGUGAACAUUUUCUCAAUUAACAGCAAAUAAGGAGCUUUGGUGGAAUAAAGCCAAGAUUGACUGUACACAUAUUUUAGUGAACAUUUUGUUGUUGGUGAACGUAUUCUUUCUCACCAAAUUCCUAGACUUAGUUUGAAUGUCCUCCUGCAGGAGAGAUGCUCUUUAUCAGUAGCUCUCGGUAAUUAAUGUUCGGAUAACUGUUCAGACUAUCAUAAAGAGUAACGGAUCUGUAGUUUUAAAUUUCUAUUACCUGUCUAUUACCAUACCAUUUUGCAAGGUUUGACUACUUUGCAAGUACCAUCAACUAGAUAUCAAUAUUGGUUUCAUUUGUCUUUGAAAAGUGUUCUGAUUGAUUUUGAACGCUGCUGAUUUGUCCGCGAAGGUAAUCAAAUAACUUAGCUUGAAUGAUCUAUGCACAAUGCAUGAAUGACAGUUUAAUCAUCAUUUUAUCAUCUUGUAAUGAAGCAGUCUCAAACUCAUUGAGUUCUCGUUACAUUCAAUUUUUGUAAUAAUUGUGCUUACACUAUUUCCUGAGAGGAAAUUUUCAGCGUUUAAUUUCGUGUAAUUUUCAGUGUGUAAUCUUUUAGAUCAUGAGACAGAUGUUUUCAUUUUAUAUCUUUUAACUUCCGAAAAUCCGAAUGUGUAUUUUUAUUCAUUGCUAAUUUAAUAAAGUCUACUAUUUUAAUUUUAA
This is a messenger RNA of Bemisia tabaci, 1993 nucleotides long. RefSeq names its product serine-arginine protein 55. NCBI's taxonomy places the organism in Eukaryota, Metazoa, Arthropoda, Insecta, Hemiptera, Aleyrodidae. The record is from RefSeq and is a predicted model, not a curated record. Gene Ontology annotation, cellular component: cytoplasm; nucleus. Gene Ontology annotation, molecular function: mRNA binding.